Messenger RNA from Acytostelium subglobosum LB1, 3189 nucleotides. RefSeq lists its product as hypothetical. The coding region runs from base 1 to 3189 and encodes 1062 amino acids. The record is from RefSeq and is a predicted model, not a curated record. The transcript has 2 exons. Lineage: Eukaryota; Evosea; Eumycetozoa; Acytosteliales; Acytosteliaceae. Gene Ontology annotation, molecular function: protein binding.
AUGAGUCAUAUCGACAAUAUAAGGGAUCAGUUGGAUAGGAAGGACUAUCAAUCACUCUGGUUCACACCAAGGCUGGAGCAUCUGUGGCGAACACUCAAACAAUGUGCAAUCAGCUAUCAAUCAUUGGAGAGGGAGCACAAGGAUGUCAGUAAUCAUUUCGAACAGCUAUUCAAGUUGUUGAUGGCUCAGGAGCAUAAGCUCAAGACACCGAUCAAUUCACAGAUGUCACACAUUCAAUCGACAAUCAAUGAGAUCACCGAUGAGAUCAUGUUUGUAAAUGCAACACGCAACAUGACCGCAUACACCGCCAAUGACGAGAUUAAUGGGAGCAAAGAACAUCUAUCAGCGCUCAUCUCAUCGAUAUCCUCGUGUCACUCAAUCGAACAGUUUAUCUACAACCAAUCAGCAACGAUCUCCAAUGACAACAUUGUUGUCUAUGACAAUUUCAAUGGCAAUGACUCUUACCGCACGAAGCUCAAUGACAAUGAACUGUUGUUGCUGAUCACGAGGCACGUCAAACACAUCAGUCAAUCGCAGUAUCACAAGGAGUCUCUGUUUGAAACAUGUCGUGUCGAUAUUGAUGUUGCCCUGUUCAUGGACAUCAAGAUGCAGAUCGAGUCAUGCUUUGUCCUGCUUGACAGCGACACACAGAGGAAGAACAAUCACUUUGUUUGUCUAAAGAGCUCUCAAGUCUGUCAUUACAACCUCGGUGCGCCGAAUUGGAAGACGAUCAGAGAAACAUUCCCAAGACCAAUCGAGGCAUCCCCCACAACUUUGGUCUAUUCUCGUGGCAGUAUCUAUUCGUUUGGAUUGGUGGACGGACAGACAGUGUGCGCAAGGUACUCCUUCUGUGACAGGAGGGCAUUCUACUACGACAUCAAGGCUUUCGCUGGAGAAAAAUACGUCUCUGCCUGCUACGAUGGCAGUCGCAACAUCUACCUACUUGGAGGCGCAACUGAACAGAGGAAAUUUAACCGAGUGGAUUGCUUCGAUAUCACCACAAAGAGGAUAAAGUUGGUUGGAUAUAUGGACAGCGUCAAGAACAACCCACCUCCACUGACAUACUUCCGUAACAACUUGAUCUACGUUGUUGGAGCGCUGAGUAAUUCGAUGGCUCGGACAAUGGCUACUUUCGACGUUGAGAAUCUUAUCACGACAAUUGAAAUCAGUCUACCAGGCAGUAUCACUGGUGCGAUAAUGAGUUGUUUCGAUGGCCUCGACCGGAUCUUCUACAAGGACCGCGACUCUAUCAAAACCUAUUCGAUGAGCAACAAGGGCACAACUAGAUAUGCAUCAAAGUGUCCUGUCGAUGGAAAUCUGGUAGAACUUGGUGACAAUGUAGAUGUCAUAUGCUUUGCUUUGACAUGCAAGACUUUAUACUCUAAUCGAUCAAAGUUAAUGACUGUCAACUUGGCACCAUCACUCAAGGGUACAGUGAUCCCCAUCUUGAAAGCAGCUCAGUCUAUUGCAACAACAAACAGUCUAUCAGAUAUCAUCGCAAUGAGCAACAACAACAACAAUAACAAUAUGAUCAGUCAAUCAAUAACAUUCUCUAAUGACUUUAAUGAACAGAUACCGAUUGGACUGAUCCCAACAUCGGUCACUGUGAUCAACUUUGGCAAUUCCUUCAACCAGACCUUGCCCCAAGGCUCCCUUCCUCCAGGACUCACUGAUGUCUCCUUUGGAUACCAUUUCAACCAACCAUUAGACAUUGGCUCAUUGCCUUCAACCCUCAUAUCAUGUCAUUUUGGAUCAUCAGAGUAUGAUCAAGAGAUCACUACAGACUGGCUACCUCAAUCACUUCAAACACUCGGCUUUGGAGACAACUUUAAUCAACCUCUCUCUGCACCAUCCUCUUCCUCUUCUUCAUCUCUUGUCUUGCCGCCUUCUCUUACUGUGCUCUCGCUUGGAGAGAACUUCAACCAACCACUUUCCAAGGACGCCCUACCUGUGACCAUCAAUUACUUGAGGUUCGGAAGAAAGUUCAAUCAUCCGCUAUCUCCUGGUGUCAUCCCUCAUGGACUGAACUGGUUGAUAAUGGGCUCACAGUUCAAUCAUAUCAUCAAACCCGGGGAUCUUCCAAGCUCUAUCACAGUCUUCUCUCUCGGAAACUCAUACAAUCAGUUGUUUGAAGCAGGUGCACUUCCAUCAAGUCUCCUCAGGUUGAGGAUAAUGGGACUCUACGACAAACAAUUCAUCCCUGGAUGUUCACUCCCAAACUCGCUACAAGAGCUUACUGUUGGCCCAGCCUUUAAUCAAGCCUUCAUUCCAGGUUCUCUUCCAUACUCAUUUCAAACAUUGAGGCUCUACGGAAACUACAAUCAUCCCUUUCCUCAUGGAACAUUGCCAGCAUCUCUUACUGAUCUUGUUCUGUCUGCUGUCAAUCAUCCAAUCAUCCCUGGACAGCUACCCGACAAACUUUUGUCGAUAUUCUUUGGACCAUCCUUCGACCAACCCCUGGCACCAGGUUGCCUACCCUCAUCAGUAACCAAAGUGAAGAUGUCUCAAUCAUUCAACCAACCAAUCGUCAAAGGUGUCUUGCCUCAUUCGAUCACUUGUCUAGACUUUGGAUACAUGUUCAACAAACCUCUGGAUCCUGGUGUGUUACCUUCUGGCCUCUCUGAAUUAAGUUUUGGACAUUGGUUCGACAUCAAGUUUGUUCAUGGAUCACUACCCACGACCCUUACCAGUAUGACCUUUGGUGCAUCUUUCAAUCAACAAUUGGAUGAAGGUGUCCUACCCGACUCAAUAACCAUUCUCAACUUUGGAAAGAAGUACAAUCAACCUUUCAAACCUGGAAUGCUACCACGAUCACUCUCCACUCUAUCAUUCUGUCAAGCAUAUGAUCAACAAUUAUUGCCAGGCUCCAUACCCCAAUCACUAAGUGAUCUUACCAUCAAUGCACAGAGUAUUGGUGAACCAUGUAAACUGCAGCCAUUCCUAACUGAAUGUCUCAUGCGCCUAAGACUACACAUCCCAUCAGAGUAUACUACAUCACAGGUGGGAUCUGCAUCAAUGCCAUUCCUCCCCUACCAUCCCAACAUCCAUACCUACACACUGCUCCAAGGUAGCAUAGACAUACACAUCAGGAUCUUGGACCAGCUUCACUCCCUAGUGCUGGACGAAAUCCUACAAGGAUACAUUUGCAAGACAUCAAGUAUAUUCAACACAAAAGAAUACCCAAUGUAA